Seminavis robusta is the source of this 279-nucleotide messenger RNA. NCBI's taxonomy places the organism in Eukaryota, Bacillariophyta, Bacillariophyceae, Naviculales, Naviculaceae. The record is from the annotation of a GenBank genome assembly.
AUGACCAGCGAAUCCAUCGAAAUCUCCAAUUUGCAGCCCCUCCGUGUGCUGGCAAUUACAAGAGCUCGAUUGCAAGCUGUUGAAGCUGCCUACCAACAAGAUCCGGCAGCACUGACAGAUGAUGUGCUCGAGGACGCCUUCCGUUAUGGUGCCCCUCGUGGAGUUCUGCGCUAUCUAGUUGAAAAGAAAGGGUUGGAUGAACAAGAGAUCUCUGAUUUGAUGGCAAAGAUAUUCCUGGAAGAAAUACCUGCGAUGUUGAGUACCAGUGAGUAUCAGUGA